Messenger RNA from Aspergillus fijiensis CBS 313.89, 695 nucleotides. RefSeq lists its product as uncharacterized. Lineage: Eukaryota; Fungi; Ascomycota; Eurotiomycetes; Eurotiales; Aspergillaceae. Bases 124 to 594 code for a protein of 156 amino acids. The transcript has a single exon. The record is from RefSeq and is a predicted model, not a curated record.
UCACCUGACAACAUACAUCGACUUCAUGAAGUGACUCCGUGGUCUCACUAUCGCGAGACAUCGGGUCCAGAGGCAGACGAUAGCUCGCAACACUCCCUCCAAUCAAUCUUGUAGGCAAGGAGAAUGCCUUUAAUUUAUUUACGAUGUGUAGAUCGAAAGUACAGACUUACAGUUAUUACGCAGCUAACCGCCCAAUUCAUUAUAGUGCAGACACAAACCUGUGUGGACUUGACCCAAACUCAAUCCAAUUUCACUUCGAUCGACGAAGCAUUUUCCACCCCGUCUCAUCCGUCAACAACGUGUCCUUUCCCAAUCCAGGCAAAGCUCCAUGAAACACACACACCGGUCCCAGAGAAAAAUCGUCCGAUUUGUAUUCCAUCGGCCCCAUCCAGAGUUCCAGACAGAAAGGAAGGAAAGGGGUGGGAAGGGGGGGGCGACGGGAAACAGAAAAAGAAGAGCGAGAAUAAAAAAAGGGCGAAGAUCGGACCAGGUGGCGGCCGAUCGCGUAGAAACCGAAUGGAAGAAUCAUGGAAUCCUUGGGUUGGGAAAAGCCAUCCCUUUGGGGGGUGUGAUACAGGCGCCAUGAUAUCAUAGAUUGGAGACUAGCUUGACUCCGUAUCCAUGGUUGAGCAAAAUGAGUUAAUAUACAUUGGCUGAUGGAGAACCAGAAAUCAAGUAUCAGGUGAUGUCAGGUC